Chilo suppressalis (striped riceborer) is the source of this 849-nucleotide messenger RNA. Lineage: Eukaryota; Metazoa; Arthropoda; Insecta; Lepidoptera; Crambidae. The record is from the annotation of a GenBank genome assembly.
AUGGAGAAAGUUGUUAAUAACUGCUCUAUUUAUCAAUACGCAGACGAUACAUGUCUGAUAGCAGCAAAUAAAGAUGUAUCAGAAGCCGAAAGUCAAUUACAAUUAGAUUUUGACAACUUUUGCAAAUGGUCUCACGAUAUGGGUGAUUCUGCUCAUUUCGCUAGCAGCGGUGUGGGCGGCAGGCGGUUCCUGUCCCCCCACGUUGCCGGUGGACAUCUGCGAGGCCACCUGUGGACCAGCCUCCCCAUGCAGCAAUACUACGCAGCUUUGCUGUCCGACUGCGUGCGGGGGCGCAAUACAUCUGCGAGGUCACCUGUGGACCCGUCCCCAAUGCAUCAACUUUACGCAGAUGUGCUGCCCGACUGCGUGCGUGGGCACCGUAAAGAAGGCAAAGCACAUUAUCCACCAACCCACCAGAUGGUAAGCGGUCAUCGUGACCUCCUUGGCCAGUGGACAUUUGCGAGGCCACCUGUGGACCGGCUACCCAAUGCACCAUCUCUACGAAGAUGUGAUAUCCGACUCUGUCACACAAAGGCAUUUUGUGCAAUUAGAAGAGCUGAUGGAAGCUCUGAUAUUCCUCAGUCGCUUCUUACGACACCCAAAGAAAUAAAGGGGCGGUUAUAUUUACAGAAUAAGCUGAGGAGCGCGAUGGCGCAGGUGGUUAGCACGUUCGGCUGCGAUUUGAAGAAAGGCCGCUGCCCAGAGUACCCGCACGGGGUGUGGGUGUGCACACACUCCUGCACCGGCGACUCAGACUGCCCGCGCACGCUCAAGUGCUGCCCCAACCGGUGCGGCGCGCUCACCUGCCAGCGACCCGAGUCGGAUGAAGUGCCAGCACCGGCUGCGUAG